Messenger RNA from Trichogramma pretiosum, 6896 nucleotides. RefSeq names its product monocarboxylate transporter 8. Lineage: Eukaryota; Metazoa; Arthropoda; Insecta; Hymenoptera; Trichogrammatidae. The transcript is spliced from 10 exons. Bases 586 to 3087 code for a protein of 833 amino acids. Gene Ontology annotation, molecular function: monocarboxylic acid transmembrane transporter activity. The record is from RefSeq and is a predicted model, not a curated record. Gene Ontology annotation, biological process: monocarboxylic acid transport; transmembrane transport.
CGCGCAGUAGCGUUAACGCAGAGGUACAGCUCGGAGCACAGGCAUGGCGUCGUCGUGCUGCUGCUUGCAACUCCGAUUCGCGUGAGACUGAUCGUGUACGGCAGCACGCGCUCUUACGCACAUCGCGCCUCUCUUUCUCCUCGGACUGUCCUAACAGUCCCAACUGGUCGUGGAUUGCAAAGUCGCGAGUAGACCACAACGACAACAACAACAACAAUAACGUCGACGACGACAGUAGCAGCGACAGCAGAAGCAGAACUCGAGUCUCGCUCAGAGGAGCAGCUGUCAGUGUAUAAACAAAUACAAGCCAUGGCUGCUGCUGCUGCGAACGACGAGCCUACCGACGACUGCUGAGUGCCGACGGGAGAGCUUGUGCUGCGCUCGAUUCUCGUCGCCGUCCGUGUCGUUGCGUGCACAUCGCGCCUAUCGCGGCACGCACAGUAGUCGUAGUACAGUAGUAGAGUGUUGUGCUACUCGGUUCGGUGCGUACAACUACUCUGAUAUACACACACGCGACACGCGACAGACAUUUAUCCUCCAUCGAGUGAUUCCAAAGUGACUGCCUCGUAGCUGGCCAGCAGCAGGAUGGACUCGACAAGCGUGUCCAGGGUCUCGCUCAGCAAGUCCCAGUACAGCGGCUACGGCUCUCGUCGCGUUCGCAAGAUCAGCACGACGGAGAGCGAGUACUCGACCGAGGAGCAGGCCCGGCUGACGGGCGGCGGACCCGACGACGGCCUCGGCGACGACCCAGCCAACUCGCCCGAGGAGGAGGCCGGCUCGAUCUGCGAUUACCAUGACAUACCGCCGCCCCCCGACGGCGGCUACGGCUGGGUCAUCGUCUUCGCCUCCUUCAUGUGCAACAUGAUCGUCGACGGCAUCGCCUACACCUUCGGCGUGUUCCUCAGCGAUCUGUGCACCUACUUCGAUGAGAGCAAGAGCAAGGUCACCUGGGCCGGUUCGCUGCUAUCCGGCGUCUACUUGAUGGCUGGGCCCGUCGUCAGCGCGCUCACCAACAAGUACGGUUGCCGAGUCGUCUGCAUAGCCGGCAGCAUCCUUGGCACCUUGGCCUUCAUUCUGUCCACCUUCGCCAAGUCCGUCACCAUGCUCAUGAUGACUUACGGCGUUCUCGGAGGUAUUGGUUUUGGGCUUAUUUAUCUUCCUGCCGUUGUAUGUGUGGGAUAUUACUUCGAGACGAAGAGGUCCUUGGCCACUGGGAUCGCCGUGUGCGGCUCGGGCUUUGGGACCUUUCUGUUCGCACCUCUGGCCAACAUACUUCUGGACGAAUACAAAUGGAAAGGGGCGAAUCUCAUUUUGGCUGGCUUCAUUCUCAACUGCGUGAUUUUUGGCGCGCUGAUGAGACCGUUGCAGUACCCAAAGGCCUCGUCGGUGAAACCACUGCUGCAGCGAAUGGCCGAGGAGAAGCGUUUCCAGAUGGAACGUGGAAGCAUCGGCGGCUCCUACUUCAUGGUCCAACUACCAGAUGGAUCGAUGGAAAAGAGAAUGAAGAUGCCGAUCAACGUUGACCCUGGCGUCCACUCAAGCUUCAAUUUAGACCAAUUAGUGCCUGUGCCGACGGUGCCGACGCUGCCCACUAUAUCGGAGGUCAAAGUCCAGGAGCACUCGUCGUCGGGGGCUACCAGUCACAGCGGCAGUAGCGACCUCAAGAGUUCGUCCAUCAAAUCGCGAAGUCGCAAAGGCAUCGACGAGCCCGCCAAGGACGAGCAGACCACGUCGGCAGCGGCCACCGGAAGCAGCACCAUCAAAGCGGUCCUCGAGAGCAGCACCGAGCAGGGGGCCAGCAAGUCCGCCGCCAUUCCGCGAAACGCCUCGCAACCGGCCUUCACCACUCACGUGCAAGGUCUGCCGAAGAACGGCUCGGUACCGUUCUUCGAUCGCAUUCGCAAGACCAGCACCGGCGAGCGUUACAAGCCGAGCCUCAGCGCCAUCAAGAACUCUCGCACAACCCUCAAUUCCAAUGGCGACAUUCGUAAGAGUUUCAAUCUGAGACUCUCCAACAGCAGUAUGUUGGGAUCCCGUAACAACAACGCCGAUCUCGACGACGAUCAGAGCAUCACGUUCACAACGAGCAACAUGCGCAUACCAAGGGAGAAACCAUCGAUGGUGAGGCCACUGUCGCGCAAGGAUAUUUUCUACAGCGGUAGCGUCAUUAAUCUUCCCGAGUACCAGAGCCAAAAGUCGUUGGCCAACUAUCGUCAGAGUGUCAUUUCCCUCCCAAAGUCCGUCAGAGGUGUUGACGCAAAGGAUGCUGAUAUCGAGAGAGCCCCCCAGCAACCACUUUGUCCCUGUCUGGAGUUACCCGAAUCGUUCAAAGAAGCCCUGGGAACCAUGAUGGAUUUGACCCUUUUGAAAAAUCCAGUAUUUCUCUUCAUCUGCAUCAGCAACGUAUUCGGCAUGGCUGGCCUCUACAUUCCUUUCUUCUACCUCGUUGAAGCAGCUGUUGCCAACGGAGUCGAAAAGAAGCAAGCCUCGUUCUUGGUAUCGGUUAUUGGAAUCACCAACACCAUUGGUCGAGUGGCUUGUGGCUACGUGGCAGAUUUCCCGCAAGUUGACUCGCUUCUGCUCAACAACAUCUGCUUGAUCGUGGCAACGAUUGCCGUGUCUUUGACACCUCUCUGCACCACGACGAUGCACUACAUGAUAAUGAGCACCUUCUUCGGCAUCGCCAUUUCCGGUUACAUUUCCCUUACGUCAAUAAUUCUGGUGGAUUUAUUGGGCCUUGAUAAACUGACGAACGCCUUCGGUCUGCUAAUUUUAUUCAGAGGCGUCGCUGCCAUCGCUGGCCCACCGAUGGCCGGUACACUCUACGACUUAACUAAUGAUUACGGAAUAACAUUUUACAUGGGAGGUUUUUGCUUCUUAAUUAGCACCAUAACGAGCUUCGUGGCUCCUAUGAUGAAACGCUGCAUCACCCCGCAGACUCAGCCUGUGAUAUUAGAUACAUUGACUCCCAUCGACGAAGACAUCGAGGAAGAGAAUGAAGAUGAUAUUCCUGAGAUUAUAGAAACUGCUCCAUCGCCUCAGGAACAACCCGAGAAAGAAAUAAAGCAGAUUGAAUCGGUCUUAUAAACAAAAAGUGCUUUAAUCUAAGUUGCUUCUACAGUUAUUCUUUUUCAUGCGUGGAAUCGAUUAAACAGAAACAGCAAAAUAAAAACAUUUACAACCGUCACUUCGAACUACUCUGUGAUACGGCAACAUUUUUCUCUCAGCAAGCUAGCGUAUUUAUAUAUAUGAAUGUUCAAAGGGACUAAGUGGUAUUUUCGAGUACGCUUUACACAUGCGUAAUAAACUUUAAAGUGUAAUACAUUUCUUUUUCCGUUGACAUGCACAAACAAACAAACGAUUUAAAAAACCUAAUAAUACUUUGCCUGAUGGAAUUUUUACACGUGUAAAAUAAAGCUUUAAGGGGGUGAUUUUGGCCUCUGUGUGCGCGACUUAAUAAUUUUGAUUUCUCAUAUAGUGCGCGCGUUCACACAUCAAUAACCGAGAGAUUCGAGUAUGUGUGAGAAUGAAAAAAAAUUCCAUUGGUUUUGCAGCCAAUUCAGAAUUCUCGCUAGCUCAAUUAAGUACUCAGUCAAAUUCGAGUAGAAAUGCUUAAUUUAUUUUAAAACAGUAUCGAUCGUCAGUAUGUUAGUCAAAGAAUUCGCAAACAAGAGAAAAGAAAUUUACUUAUAUUAUUGUGCAUAACUAUUAUAGAUAACAAUAACACUGAGAAUACAUAAUUUAAUACUAAUAAUAGUAACAUUAAUAUAAAUACUAAUAAAAACAACAACAAUAAUAAUGUUAAUGAUAUAAGUUAAAGGAUUAAAUGAAUUAGCAAUCGAGGCAUAGGAAAAAAGGCCUGUUGCGUUAUACCUAUGUAAAAAUAAUACCGACACUAGAAGCUAUUUUUGAAAAAUUUGUAAGAAAAAGAGGCCUUUUUUCCGCAGUCGAAAAAUGCAAAGCGAAAAAAAAGUUAAAUGAAUAUUUAUAUGUACAUAUGGCACGUGUACAUAAAGCCAACCUAUAAAUUGUAAACACCUAAAUGAAUCAAUUAUUUAUGAGAACAACAAUAAGAAAAUGAGAAUAAGUGGUUAACGAAAAAAGAGAAAAAAUUUAAUUGUAAAUAGUACAGAGAAAAAUAUUUGUAUAUUGUAAUAACGAGCGCGGAUGGAUUAUCCUAAAUAGCUUGAAAAAAAAAGAGAAUGCAUUUUCAUUGUGGAAUGGAUAAUGCUUCGAUUAUAAGCUUACGAAAAAUUCAUAGUCACGGUGAAAAAUAUUUGCGUCGAUUGAUGAGCAGUUACAUUGAAUUAUUGCACAUAAUAUAAAUAUAUUUACAUUAAUUGUGAACGAAGGGUGUAUAAAAAAUAUACAUCGGGUAACAUAAGAAAUGAUUACUCAAGUACAUAUAUUUAUCUAUGAAACAAAAAUGUAAAAAAAAGGUACACAAAUAUGUAUGCGAAAAGAUAAAAAAACCAUAUGCAAUGAGAAACAAUCGUCGUUUUUAGAUCUCUUACUUCUUCAGCUUGGUGAACAAUAAAUACAAUUUUAAUAAAUAUUAAGUGAAUAAUAAUCCUAACCAUUGUAAAACUAAUGAUAAUUUCAUUGAUCACGAGUAAGAGCUGUAAAGACACAGAAAUAUGUAUAAGUUAUAUUGAAGAAAAAAACUAUAUUAUUAUGUAUAUUGUCUGAAAAGUGGUGUGCGUUGUGUGUUGUGUUAAUUAACCUGACAUUGGUAUGUGCGCACAGCAAAAUCGGCUCAUUCUCUUUUUCAUAUAUUAUACUUAAAUAUAUAUACGCAACCUGUAUAUAUAUGACAACGUGCACUAAUGAUUUUUCAGAGCCUCGAGAGCGAGAAAGAGAGACAUACAUGUUCGUAUAAUAAACAAGUUAAUUAACACAAACCAGCCACGCGAUAAAUAUUUUAAUACUUAAAAGGCAUAAAUUCAUGCUGCUAGAGAUAUAAUAGAAGACGCAUUACUCUCAUAUUUUAUAUACGAGCCACAAUGCGUACGAAGUGAGCUAAGAAAAAAAGAAAAAUCAGCCGAGACAGUGGCCUGUGCAAAUGAUUAUUUAAGAAAAAAAAUUAUUAAUAGCAACGAUAGAAAAGCUAUUUCUAUAUUGAAUAUACGCUAUACAUAAAUGCAGCACAUCACGCGCGCUUCGUAAACUCGAGCGCCAAGAUAAAUAAUAUGCAUAACGUGCUCUUGUGUAUGCAUGCGUGCGUGUACGUGGAAAAGCUGCAAAGGUCACUUCCGAGCUGUAGAUCUCUUUUUAUCGCAACAUUUCGAAUGCAUGUGUGUAUGUAUGUGUGUAAGUGAAUUGCGCGAAAAAGCAAAGAAAAAAAGAUGAGACUGUUCGUCGGUAGCUGCGGAGAGUUGUAACUACAGCUUCUUAUACGAAUUACGACUGGCAAAUAUAUACAAAGAGAUAGCGCGUGUAACAAAGAAACACUCGCUAUCAACUUUUUACUAAAAAAAUAAAAAAAAGGCUUUCCUGCUGCUGCGAUCUUUCUAUAUAUUGUUGUACAUAACAUUACUAUAUAUAUCUUGUAUCUGUUUUAUUCGAUUAAAAAAAUGAGAGCGAUGGACACAUUUUUUAUGUCACAUCCUCGAGACGUCUUAUAUUGUAUGUGUAUGCCAUUGUAUUUAAAGAUCAUGAUUAUGUUUUUAUUGAUUGUUAUUACUCUGUGUGUAAAAUUUGUAUCGUUUCUAUACUGGAGAAAAAUAUAUAUAUUGUAUAAUUCGAUUUUAACAAUUUUUAUGCGUCUCAAAAAGUCUUUCGUUGCGUUAUUUUGUAACUUGCGUCUUUACGUAGGUAUAUGUACAUUGUACACGUAAUAGGUUUGCAAGAGUGCACACGCCGUACUAAUUACGUGCGUCUAUAUGUAUAUCAAUUUUAAUGUAUUUAUCCUUGUUUUGUUGCUAAAUGGAAGAAAGAGCGAGUGAGAAAAAAGUUAAAUCGUGCACAUGUGAAUACGUUUACGUUGAUUUAGGGAAUCGCGUGUUCAGAGGUAUAUCGUAUUUAUUAUUACUGAUAUUCAUACACACACAUAUAUUAUUAUGAUAUUGAAUGCGACCCAAUUUGAAUUUUUAUUUGUUAACUCGAGAUUUGGUAAAUGGUUUUUAUCGACGUAUCAUUCUAUAUAAACCUUUUUAACUACAGAUGUGUGUGUGUAUAUUUAUGUUAUAUUUUAUAAUGUGUACAAACAUAUAUGCAUUAAUGCGUACGUAUACACGAUUAGAUUCAACGUCACACAAAGAAUUAAGUGACAUGCCGCGCGAAUUUACCAAGUCCAUGUCUGUGUCUGUGCGUGUGUUUAUAAGUUUACGCUAUGUGUAAUUGUUCGCGCGCGAAUGCUUUAUCCCGCAAUCGAGUGCGUCAUGCAAUGUAUACGUGCGCGUGUGAGUGAGCGAGCGAGCGAGUGAGCGAAUACAGCAAUGCUUGCGAGUCGCGUGAGCAUGUUUACAUGCGGAAUGAGCCACGCAAAUCCAUUCACUUAAUCAAGAGAACAAAAUGCAAAAAAAAAAAGAAAAAAAAUAGAAAGCGUGCGCAAGCGAGCAAAAUUUAGCAACUUUGCUUGUUGAAAGACUCGAGGAAACGUCACUAGUGCGUGUUUGUGUGCGUUAUGUUUUUUCCAAUUGUAAAAUGUAAAUUCCACUUGAGCUACAGGUGGACAAAAAAGAGGAAAAACGAAAAAAAAAUGCGAAAAAGAGAAUCGAGACGAGAUCCGAGAGAGCACGCUAAGCUCUUGCCUAUAAAGCUUGACGUACGUGCUUCAUCGUACUCUCACCCAAAUGUUAAUAUAUAAAUAUAUAAAAUGUGGUACAAAGAAGGACAAAUGUAUUAGGUAGUGUUUAUCAAAAUUAAAGAGAAAAUUAUGAAUUUUUAUUAUGGAA